Neopsephotus bourkii (Bourke's parrot) is the source of this 1766-nucleotide messenger RNA. It is a transcript of the gene CUNH1orf115, whose product is annotated as chromosome unknown C1orf115 homolog. The transcript has 2 exons. Bases 5 to 415 code for a protein of 136 amino acids. The record is from RefSeq and is a predicted model, not a curated record. Lineage: Eukaryota; Metazoa; Chordata; Aves; Psittaciformes; Psittacidae.
CACUAUGACGGUGGGAGCGCGGCUGGGCGACAAAGCGCGGAGCCGCUUCUCCCGCCGCGGCACCGGCGACGACCAGGUCAGCAUCCUGCCCGGUGGCGAGGAGGAGGAGGAGGAGGCGGCGGGGAGCGGCGCGGGGGCCCCCGAGGAGGAGGAGAAGAAGGAUAAGGAUAAGGAAGAAGGCGCUGGCCGCAGGAAGGUGCGCUUCGCCCUCCUGCCCGAUCCCUACGAGCCGCUGCGGCCGCCGCGGGCCCCCGGCAAGCGGCACUACGGGAAGCGGCUCAAGAAGUACGGCAAGAACGUCGGCAAAGCUCUGCAGAAGGGAUGCCGCUACUUGGUGGUCGGCCUGCAAGGAUUAGCAUCGGCUUAUUCUGCUCCCUUUGGAGUGGCAGCUCAAGUGGCAUCCUUCGUCCGCUAGUGCAGCCCCAUCAGCAAGGACAUGAGGCCACUUAGGGUUAAUCUCAGCCCUGCAUCUGAGAAACCUCUUGGACAAAUGGCCCCAGCCUCUCCACCAGCCCUGAGGAGACCCAGGACUGAGCGCUCUUCUCUGCAAAUACGGCAUUAAAUCAGAUCGAGUCAAAGAAAUACAAGGAUUAGGAAAUAAUCUUCCACUAAUGGAGCUGAAGUUUGUUUUGGGACAGGAGCUGGUUUUCUAGAGCUUUGUGCUGUGUGUGGAAGGGAGCCAAGGACGGGGGGAAAGCAAGUAGGUGAGGGAAAGAGAAAUGCAGGAAAAUAGAGGAUGGGGAGGUGGAGAUCAGAGUGUGGCCGGUGAGAGGAGUUGUCAAAGCAGUGGAGGAAGCAGAUAACAAGGGGUCAGGAAAAGGCAGUCUUUGGUUUUCUGAGGUUGUUUUGGUGGGUUAAGAUUAUGAGUAUAUUAAAAAUAUACUUGGCUAUAAAUGGACUAUGGCCUAAGACAUGGAGAGCUUUGCUGCAUCACUAUUGUUGAUUCCAAACACUGGGCAUCAUGAGCCGUUAAAUGUUAAAACUGACCUAAAAAUGCAGAAAGGAAAUGAGAUGUGUUUGUUUUCUGAUCCAGGGGCAUUAAAAGUUCUCUGUGAUUGGUGUUUUAAGCUUUUUCUCUGCUGCUGUGAAAUCCGAAUGUAUUAUUUUUACUGAGAACAGUUUGUAUCUGACAUACCUGAUUCUGGAAGCUGGGGCAUAAGAACACUCAGUUUCUAUGGUGUUCACCAGGAAAAGAAAAACCCAGAUUAUCAGAUGCAUCUGAAAAGAACUGCAUACAGCCUUUGGUAUAAGAAUGUACAACCAUUCUGUAUAAGAAUGGGACCAAAAAUCCUGCCAGCUCCAUCUUCAUUUCUAUGUGUGGAUGUUGUAGCUAGAGAUGCCAACAGCAGAUGGCUCAGCUCAGUGGUGCAAUGAAGACCCUCUAGGGAUAUAAACCCUGUAUAUGAUUGUAUGGAUGACCCAGGAACAAUGGGGCUUGUGGGCCUUCAGAAUUCUGUGGAGUUUGGGGUUUUGGGGUAUUUUUUUCUAUCAGUCUUUUGUGGUAGCAGUCAGUGAUUUUCCUGCUAGCACUUUCUGUGUGUUACAGAUCUUUCUAUAAUAUCAGUAUAGUUUUGAUACUGGUUUUGUAAUCAAGGAGUUGACUUAUAUGGUAAAAAGUGCUGCUCAUUUGCUUUCUUUGCCUUUUUUGAAUGAAGGGGUUUGCAUGUCUCAGCAGACCACGCUGUAUUGCUUCUAAGUGUCACAAAUGAAAACGAGGUCGGUAUUUUUAAUGCUGUAAGUGGACUGUAAAUAAAAGCAGUGUAAUC